UAUAACGCUGUUGUGGAAUUACCUUUUCAUUUUCAAGUUUACAUUAUCAUUUGAAUAUAGUCCCGUAUACGCUUCCAUACAAACGGUUGACUCUAUGUCAGCAAUGGCCUUGCAAGGUUCAGGGUGAUUUAAGAAUGUCAAUAUUAACACUAGCAUUGAUGUGUUUCAUCACAGUACAGUCAUAUAGUUUAGUUUACAUCUCAAAAAAUACAUUUAUGUGUGCAGUACCUCUUUAAUAUUACUGCUACAUUAAUGUGUAUAUUACAUUUUACUGCUGAAGAUGUUUUAUAAGGUUGCUCAAAUGUUAACUACUUUAUACACUGUUGGGUAGUUUAAUCUACAGCAAAAUCACCAAAGUUGGAGAUACAUCGUUUUCACUGGACAUGAAGGGUAUGACAAGUUGUAAUCUGAAAAGUAACUCAUAACUAAAGCUGACAGACAAAUGUUGCAUAAAGUGGAAAUACUCAAGUGAAGUACAGUACUUAAGUAAAUGUACUUAGUUACUUUCUACUACUGAUCUCUUAUAGAAUAAUAGGUAACACUUUAUUUGAAGGUGGGUGCAUAAGACUGACAUGACACCUGUCAUGAACAUGAAGGAGUCUUUAUGGAGGUUUAUGAUUGUUGUCAUUAAGUUUUAUCCGGUCAAUUAUGUCACUUUUAAGUUGUCUUGCAGCCAGCCACCAGGGGGCGACCGAGAUGUUUGCUUUGGCUUCACUUUUAGGGAGCUGGCAUGUCGUCCAUCUUUAUAUGACACUCAACACCUGCGGCCUAAACUAAACACACAAUUAUCACCCGUGCUCGAUGCUCACGUCGGGUGUAAAUAGCCGAAUGGCUGCCUGUGACCAUUCUCAAAUUCUCUGCAGGUUUUAACCCUCGUGAGGGCGGUGCACUGCAGUUGGAAAAUAAAAGAACGACAAGUUGUCAUCUUCACCGGUGGAUGUGCACCCAGGGACAGCACGGGGGGAGAUACAGUAGCUAGAUAGAUCAAAUAUAGACGAUAUAUGUGUGUUUUUGAGCUGUGUGGUGCGUUUGUGGUGGCGUUCGGGGAGUUCCAGGUGAUAAACUCCAAGUACUCCUCCCUCAUCACCACCUUCUGGCCCAUCUACCCUGCCAACACUCUGGUGGUCACCGGUACCAUCGUUACCUGUGUGUGUUACUUGGGAGUGUUAGGAGGCAUGAGAGAGAACCGCUGCAUGCUCAUCAGUUUUUUCGUCCUGCUGUUCGUGCUGAUGCUGGUGGAGAUGACCAUGGCCUGUGUUUUCCUAGGCUACAGCAGAGAGAUUGGCACAUACUUUGAGAAAGACCUGAUGCGAAGCUUGGAGAUCUACAGACAGUCCAGUGCAGAAGGCAACAAGACCAUUAAAGAUGACUUUGAUGCUGUUCAGCAACUGUUUAGGUGCUGUGGAGUUCAUGGUGUGGCAGACUGGAAGGAUAAUGUCCCAAUCUCCUGUUGUACCAGGGACCCCUGUAACACCCUCCUCCACACCAACUGGCAAGAGGGUUGUCUCGUGAAACUGAGGAACUGGUUUGCCGGAAACUAUCUUAGCACAGGUGCAGGCGUUGUCACAAUGUUUAUCAUACAGUUUAUUUGUCUGUGUAUCACCAUCCCUCUCUUUUGCCACUUCAGACGAAGUGGACUGGGUUACCAGUGAAAAAGGGCCAAUAAAACUGUAUCUGCAAGUUACUUUCUGCAUGUCAACAGGUUGCUUUUCCCUGUAUCCCCUUUUUAUUAAUCUGUUCCGAAUGACCGAAAGGUUACCAUUUCCAGCCAUCAAAAAGGGAGCCAACAGGACAAAAAAUCCCUAGUUCUUUGAGAUAAACUGAGGAUGACAGCUUUUUAUUGCUAUUGAUAAUGCCAUAUGAGGUGACAGACCAUUAAAUGUAAUAUGGAACAUAAUAGGAGACAUAAAAUUGGUAGAUAAGUUAUGUACAUGAUUAUGUAAGACCUAUGUACCAUCGUUGGACUUCAAUAACAUUUUAAACUAGACUUAGACAAACUAAAGUUAGACAAAUCCGACUUUGCCUAUUAUCAUUAUCAAAAACCCUAAUCCAUUUUUGAGUUUUCAAUCAUUUUCCUCCUUUGUUACAAUUUUUUGAUUAUGUGCUUUUACUUGUUUUUAGCAACUGGAAAGGAAGACCAUUAAACUUGUUUGUAAUCUUUUACUCUGCUUAAUAAACCAGCACACAUGCUGAUUUAAACCCA
This is a messenger RNA of Siniperca chuatsi (mandarin fish), 2203 nucleotides long. Its product is annotated as leukocyte surface antigen CD53-like. Gene Ontology annotation, cellular component: membrane. NCBI's taxonomy places the organism in Eukaryota, Metazoa, Chordata, Actinopteri, Centrarchiformes, Sinipercidae. The record is from RefSeq and is a predicted model, not a curated record. The coding region runs from base 1002 to 1652 and encodes 216 amino acids. The transcript has 7 exons.